Messenger RNA from Pediculus humanus corporis (human body louse), 171 nucleotides. RefSeq lists its product as uncharacterized. NCBI's taxonomy places the organism in Eukaryota, Metazoa, Arthropoda, Insecta, Psocodea, Pediculidae. The record is from RefSeq and is a predicted model, not a curated record. The transcript has 2 exons. Bases 1 to 171 code for a protein of 56 amino acids.
AUGUUGGUCAAAUCAGAUGAGGAUAUUUUAAAUAAUGAAAAUGUUAAUGAAAAUGAUGAUUUGUGUCAAAAUAAUGAGAAAAAAACGGAUGAAAUAUUAAAUGAAACACAACAAGGAAAUAAUUUACGACAAAUUUCAUGUAAAUUAUCACAAAGUAUAAUGAAAGUGUGA